CUCGACUCCUCUUCGACCUAAUUGCCUCCUCGAAUUCCUUCGGAUGUCGACGGCGGACCACAGGACCGCCGAUGGCUCGACGACGCCCCGCCGCGGCCGCGUGUGCUUUUCCUUCGCCGCCUACGCCAAGUCCGUCGUCGCCCACCUCUGCUCCUCCGGUGUUCCUGUCGUCCCCGGCCUCUCCGACGCUGAAUUCGCCGCCGUCGAAUCCGCCUACGGCUUCGACUUUCCGCCCGACCUCCGCUCCAUCCUCUGCGAGGGCCUUCCCGUCGGCCCCGGCUUCCCCAACUGGCGCUCCGCCUCGUCGCAGCAGCUCCGCCUCCUACUUGACCUCCCCGUUGCCGGUCUCCUCCACGAGAUCGCCGCGGGGAGCUUCUGGCCUCGGGCCUGGGGCCCGCGACCCCGGGACCCUCAGGUCGUCGCAGCCGCGAGGGAUGCCCUGCACCGGGCCCCGCCACUCGUCCCUGUCUACCGGCACUACUACGUGUCGACCGCCCCGAGCCUCGCGGGGAACCCGGUGUUCUAUGUACGUGGCGGCCACGUCCGGCUCGCCGGGCUCGACCUCCCGGACUUCUUUCGGCGCGAGCGGCCGCGGGGGUGGGCGGCGGGGGUUCCGGCCCCCGCGUGGGCGGCCACGUCCGCAAGGAGGGUGGAAGUUUGGACGGAGCUGGCGGAAGGGGAGACGACAGUGGAGCGGCAGCGCGGCGUUUCGCCGUGGGAGACGACGGUGGAGCGGCGGCUAGGGGAGGCGAGGCGUCGGCUGACGGAAGGGGGGUGGAGCGAUGAGGAGGUGAGGGAGAUGGUGGCGGCGGGACCAGAGUCGGACGACGGGGACCGGGCCUGGUCCUCCUCGGCCGUGAACUCGGUGGUGCCGGUGCUGAGGGACCGGGAGGGCGUGUCGCGGCAGCUGCAGCUGCUGUCCCUGCGGCUGCUCCGCGGCGGGUGGAGCUACGACGACGUGGUCGAUUCGAUGGGGUGGACGCGCUCCGAGGCGGCAGGUGGUGAAGUGACGAUUGGACCCCGCACAAAGGAAGCACAGAAGCAUGGCAACCGCGGAUGACGGAAUUGUGAAUAAUACUUAAAAGAGCUUGGAAUCCUUCCAUUCUUUGCCGCAAGGGUAAAGAAACAGAGAGAGAGAGAGAGAGUCACCUCAGUCCUUUUUUAUUUGAUGUGUAUUCAUCAUAUACUCCAAGAAAGAAACACAAAGCCACUUCUCCUCGCAGCUGCUAAGUGCCGCUUAUAUGCGCAUCGGCAACAGUGGUGGCUGACUUUGCAGAAUACGCAGGAGCGACUCCCACCAUAGAAGACACAUGACCUGUUCUACUUGUCAUGCAAUAGGCAAUCGAUUAGCUGAUCAGACGACGC
Messenger RNA from Musa acuminata AAA Group (dessert banana), 1365 nucleotides. RefSeq lists its product as uncharacterized. The transcript has a single exon. Bases 44 to 1060 code for a protein of 338 amino acids. Lineage: Eukaryota; Viridiplantae; Streptophyta; Magnoliopsida; Zingiberales; Musaceae. The record is from RefSeq and is a predicted model, not a curated record.